Molecule: messenger RNA, 1194 nt
Organism: Acanthochromis polyacanthus (spiny chromis)
Lineage: Eukaryota; Metazoa; Chordata; Actinopteri; Pomacentridae
Product: glutathione S-transferase A-like
Exons: 6
Coding region: 79-750 (223 amino acids)
Source: RefSeq, a predicted model, not a curated record
UCAGUUCCACUCCGCAUUUUGUUCACCAACCACAACGUCUUGUGUCUUCUGUCAGCUGUUGCACUUCACUCUGAAACCAUGGCCAAGGACAUGACUCUGCUGUGGGGCUCCGGCUCUGCUCCCUGCUGGAGGGUGAUGAUCAUGCUGGAGGAGAAGCAGCUGCAGGGCUACAACCAAAAACUGCUCUCGUUUGAGAAAAUGGAGCACAAGUCCCAGGAAGUCCUGGACAUGAACCCCAGAGGUCAGCUUCCUGCCUUCAAAUGUGGGAAACAUAUCCUGAAUGAGUCCUACGCCGCCUGCUUUUUCCUGGAGAACCAGUAUAAGUCCCAGGGAACCAAGCUGAUUCCCGACUCCCCCGAUGCACAAGCACUGAUGUACCAGCGCCUGUUUGAGGCUGUACCACUGUACCAGAAAAUAGUGGAGAUUGUCCUUUACAACUACAGAGUCCCAGAGGGGGAGAGACAUGAUUCUGCUGUUCAGAGAAAUAAGGAGGGUCUGACAGCUGAGCUCAAGCUGUGGGAGGGAUACCUGAAUAAAACGGACUGUUGUCUGGCUGGAAAAGAAUUCACACUGGCUGAUGUCCUUUUUUUCCCAAAUGUUGCUUUUUUGUUCCGCCUUGGGCUAAGUAGUGAACGUUACCCUGCACUGACAAAAUACUACAACGGUCUGAAGGACAGACCCAGCAUCAAAGCCACCUGGCCUCCUCACUGGCAAACCACCCCUGGACCGGGCAUCAUGAAUACCGUCUGAGAUCCAAAUCCUGCUCAGUGGACACACUAAUGGUUCCUGUCAUGAUUUGAUCUGUAACCACUCCUUGCAUUGCACUACUUAAAAAAAACAAAAAACACUUUGCUUCUGCUAUGAAAAGCAAUUUUCUGCAAAGUGUAAAAAGAGGAGAAACUAAAUUUUUAUCCAGUAAAAGAUAAAAGAAUGUUCACACUAAAUAACAUGUAUGAUUGGGUCUAUUUACAUGUGAGAAUAAAAAUCUCCACUGAUUCAGUUUAAUGUUGGUACCACCUUCAUGUUUUACUUAUCCAGCUCCUAUGCCCCUGAUAUGUACGUAUGUAAUGUAAGAGUUAUCAGCUCACCUCUCCUAACUCAGAAACGCAUAUACACACACACCCAGUGUUGAUCAGGUUUUGCACCAAUUCAGUCCUGUGGUAAACUAAUUAAAGUUGUCACUGUUAACAAUCA